AAGAUGGCGAACAAAUUGGCAGCAUUUAUGUGUAGAAGUUGUAAUCGCUUAUGGAGUUCUUUUAGUCUUCAAAAUCUCCCAUUUAGGCUAACAUUUGGAACAUUACAGAUACAAAGAAAUUUAUGCAGCAAAGCAACAGAUGCAAAGGAACAAAUAGAUAGAGAGGAACACCUUGAUCCACCUGCACAUUUAUUGCAGAGCCGUGGAAUGGGAACUCCUGUACUCGAGGAACACAUACCAGUGCACCCUGAAGUGGCAGAGAUCCUAAGGAAGUCCAAAGGUCAACUAGUAGACGGCAAAUGGCACAAGCCUUUGUACAAUGCCAGAGCGUUAGCAGCUUUAAGAAAUGAAUAUAUAGCUAAAGGCUUCUAUUGGCCAGAGAGACCAAUGCGUGACAGGGGACUGGAUAGAACACCAAAAGGACACAAGCGAGCAAUUCGAAAGGAGGAAAGGCUAGCAAGAAUUGCGGAAAACAUGGCCAAGAUGCCAGAAAUUGUCGCCGAUUAUCGUGAAAGGAUGCGAGAAAAGAGAGCCAAAUUGAAAAAGGAAAAAGAGGAGGCAAGACUGCGGAAAAUUAAUGCGCAGAGGCUUGGUUACGAUGUAAGAGAUCCUCGAGCCCUAAUGGCGAUGAAAGGGGAACUUGCCGACUUAAAGCGGAAAAAUAGAUGGAAGAGGCCAAAGAAAGUGAAACUGGGAACAAUUGCGUAGAUGAAAAGUUAUUUGAGGUGUAUGAGUAAAGGGUUAUCUUUCCAGACAAUCUGCUUUUAUCAAUUGAGUCGAUAGAGCGCUUUUUGAUUGAGUGUCGUAAAAGCAAAAUCAAUGUAAUCACGACUGUCAAUCAUAGGCAAGAGAAUAACUGACUAGAGCGCGGGAAAACGCGGGCGACCAAGUCGUGAUUGCUUUCAGUUUUGCAUCUGAUUGGUUGAGGGAAUAGCGCAAGUUUUCUGGAACUAUCACAUAGCUAAGUAAAGCAAAACCAAUGCAAUGUCGGAUUACUUUCGACACUCAAUUGAAGAUUGCCAUCGUAAAGGGAUUCUUAAGCUGACGUUUUAGCGUAAUCGUUCUGACGAAGGGCUUGUAAUGCCCUCUACCGACGCAGCACCACAGUUUCUUGAGAAAUUCACUUCCUUUAUUUAUGUGUUAUCUCUCCAGUUGAGUUACAUCGACAUUAAGACUUAAUCUAUAGGCGCUAACCGUUAGUCGGAGCAGGCCGACGAGAUCGGUCGAUGAGAAUCCUGUAGGACUCCUUUCCCUAACUUUCAGAUGAAUUAUAUCUGAAAAGUGAAUGCAAUUAAAGAAUGGUAUGGUUA
Pocillopora verrucosa is the source of this 1310-nucleotide messenger RNA. RefSeq lists its product as uncharacterized. NCBI's taxonomy places the organism in Eukaryota, Metazoa, Cnidaria, Anthozoa, Scleractinia, Pocilloporidae. The record is from RefSeq and is a predicted model, not a curated record. Gene Ontology annotation, cellular component: mitochondrion; nucleus.